Molecule: messenger RNA, 1524 nt
Organism: Closterium sp. NIES-65
Lineage: Eukaryota; Viridiplantae; Streptophyta; Zygnematophyceae; Desmidiales; Closteriaceae
Source: the annotation of a GenBank genome assembly
AUGCACCACCUCUUUCCAAUAUUUCCCCCCUUCCCCCACCCCUUCGAUCAUUCCCAGACCACGAAGGCUGAGGUGCUGCAAGAGCACGAGCAGUCGCCUACAGUUGUUGCUUUCAACACCCAUGCUCUGCGCACCUCUCUUCUCUUCUUACACUCCUCGCCCCUCCGCAUUCAUCCUUUCCCAGGCCUACUGUCACUCGUGGAGGCUGAGGUGCUGCAAGAGCACGAGCACGAGCAGUCGCCCACCCAGGAGGCAUGCACGCGCCUCUUCCCCGUACCACCCUUCUCACCUCUCCCUCCUGCGCCAUCCUUUCCCAGGCCUACUGUCACUCGCCUACUGUCACUCGUGGAGGCUGAGGUGCUGCAAGAGCACGAGCACGAGCAGUCGCCCACCCAGGAGGCAUGCACGCGCCUCUUCCCCGUACCACCCUUCUCACCUCUCCCUCCUGCGCCAUCCUUUCCCAGGCCUAUUGUCACUCGCCUACUGUCACUCGUGGAGGCUGAGGUGCUGCAAGAGCACGAGCAGUCGCCUAGCCGGCCUCUCUUUCUCGUGGGGGAGUCGUUUGGUGCUCUCCUGGCUGCAGCAGUGGCGGCACGAAACCCCUCCUUGCCCAUCACCCUCGUCCUCAUCAACUCUGCUGCUCUCCUGGCUGCAGCAGUGGCGUCACGAAACCCCUCCUUGCUCAUCAGCCUCGUCCUCAUCAACUCAGGCAUGCUCUCCUCGCCGCAGCAAGAAACCCCACGCAACUUGCCACGCAGCCUCGUUCUGACCAACUCAGCCACCAGCUUCCCCCGCUCCUCCUUCCAGCCUCUCAUUCCUCUGCUCAAGAGCGUCCCGUCAGAGGCCUACUCUGCUCUCCCCUUCCUCUUCAGCCUCGCCAUAGGUACGUUCACAAGCCUCGCCAUAGGUACGUUCACAAGCCUCGCCAUAGGUACGUUCACAAGCCUCGCCAUAGGUACGUUCACAAGCCUCGCCAUAGGUACGUUCACAAGCCUCGCCAUAGGUACGUUCACAAGCCUCGCCAUAGGUACGUUCACAAGCCUCGCCAUAGGUACGUUCACAAGCCUCGCCAUAGGUACGUUCACAAGCCUCGCCAUAGUGAACCCAAUCCGCAUAGCAUCUGGCGGUCUACCUCUUGAUGCCUCUCUCUUGGAUCGCGUGGAGAAGCUAAGAGACAAUCUGCUCGGCCUUAUUCCGUCCCUGCCUCUCCUCAUAAAAACGCUCCCUCAAGCCGUGCUAGAGUGGAAGCUGCACCUGGUAGAGGCAGGCAGUGCGUUGUUCCCUUGGCCAAUCCCCACGCUGGAGUGGAAGCUGCACCUGCUGGAGACUGGUUCUGCUUUCACAGAGCCUCUGCUCUCGUCCAUUCGCGCACCGACACUCAUUAUUGCUGGGAGUGACGACCAGCUUCUUCCCAGCAAGGAGGAAGCUGCUCGCUUGCAGGAGAUUCUGACCAGAGCCAAAGCCCGGACGGUGGUGCGGGUGUUUGAGGGCUCAGGGCAUGCGCUGCUGCUGGUGAGUGUUUGA